Molecule: messenger RNA, 1935 nt
Organism: Menidia menidia (Atlantic silverside)
Lineage: Eukaryota; Metazoa; Chordata; Actinopteri; Atheriniformes; Atherinopsidae
Source: the annotation of a GenBank genome assembly
AUGAGGGAUCUGCCUCCGGCCCCGAACCCUGCCGAACAUCCCAGGAUGCCAGAGCAGCGCGAGGCAGAGGGAACUCCCAUAGCAACCAACGGGAGGCUGCCCGGCGGCUUUCCCGGGACCCCCCCUUUGCCCCGUCCCACCCCAUCCACUCCCGUGGGCUCUCCGACAGUCCCCCCCAGAGCCGGCCAUGCAGGGCGGGAGCUACAGUUCCAGCCGCUGUCGCUGAGGAGUCAGUUUGUUUCUCAGGUUUCUCUGGAAUCUCCACUCAGUCCCGCCUCGCGCCCACGCAGCCCCUGGGGACGCUUUGACCCCUACGACUCUCCAGAGGAUCAGGAUAAGGAGUAUGUGGGUUUCGCCACAUUACCCAACCAGGUUCACAGAAAGACGGUGAAGAAGGGCUUCACCUUCACACUCAUGGUGGCAGGAGAGUCCGGCCUUGGAAAAUCCACCCUUAUCAACAGUUUGUUCCUCACGGACCUCUACAAAGACAGAAAGGUUCUCAAUGCAGAAGAGCGGAUCAGUCAGACGGUGGACAUCCUCAAACACACCGUCAGCAUCGAGGAGAAAGGGAUCAGACUGAGGCUCUCCAUCAUCGACACGCCGGGGUUCGGAGACGCCAUCAACAACACAGAGAGCUGGAGACACAUAGAAGACUACAUCGACCAGCAGUUUGAGCAGUAUUUCAGAGACGAGAGCGGGCUGAACAGAAAGAACAUCCAGGACAACAGAGUCCACUGCCUCCUCUACUUCAUCUCUCCGUUCGGCCACGGUCUCCGACCCAUUGACGUGGCGUGUCUGAAGGCCUUGCAUGAAAAAGUCAACAUAAUCCCGCUGCUGGCCAAAGCCGACAGCCUGACCCAAGCCGAGGUCUGCCGGAAGAAGAUGAAGAUCAGAGAGGAGAUCAAGAGGUUCGGGAUAAACAUCUACCAGUUUCCAGAGUGUGAUUCCGAUGAAGACGAAGAGUUCAAGACCCAGGAACAGAUUCUCAAGGACAGCAUCCCGUUCGCCGUGAUCGGGAGCAACGUGCAGGCGGAGAGCAAAGGCCGCAAGUUCAGGGGUCGGUCCUACCCGUGGGGCGUGGUGGAAGUGGAGAACCCCGCCCACUCCGACUUCCUGCUGCUGAGGAACAUGCUGGUGAGGACGCACAUGCAGGACCUGAAGGACGUGACGCGAGAGACCCACUACGAGAACUACCGGGCCGAGUGCAUCCAGAGCAUGGUGCAGGAAAAGAACCGCAGUUUGCACGAGAGGUACGGAGAGGGGAGUGUGGCGGAUUUUCCUCUUCCGCUCGAAACCGUCGACACCGAGAAGGAGCGGCGGAUCUUGGAGAAAGAUGAAGAGCUGAGGAGGAUGCAUGAAGUGCUGGAGAGGAUUCAAGAGCAGAUGCACCACAGCCAGAGAGGCAGCUGCUGAAUCCCCCACGAUCCCCUACCGCCGAGAGGACAGACGAGGGAGGCAGAGGAGGCCCCGAUGAAGAGAAACCAGUAGAAACCAGCCAUGUGGAAACGGGCCCGUUUGGGCCAUUUUGGAGGGAGAACCUUCCAAACCAGAGGAGCUCAGUGGAUGUUUGUUAGCAGUGUUUGUUCACCUUAAUGUCCAGUGACAUUUGGGCCGGGGCUGAAGAAUGUUUAAAUUUUAGUAGUUUAAAUGACAAAAUGUAGCAGGUAGCACUUGUUUAGGAUUUAGUCCAUUCAGACUGAACUCCUCUGGCCUCUUUAACUGGAACUGUGUAAAUAUUCCUCUGUGCUACUUUACCAGUAAUAAUCCUCAUAAUGGACUAGUCUUCCAGCGGUUAACGUAGUGAUGUAGGCUUUUAUAUGCUGGUGGAUUACAUUUUUAAUGCUUUGUUACUUGAGUCAACUUGUCAUUUUCUAUCUUGUAUCUUUGUUGUCGCUGUUCGUUUUGUAAGGACAAGAAAGUAAAAAAAAUAAAAUA